AUGGAUCACAACGAACCGCAUACGGCAUCGAGCAGAGGACAUUCGACGACAGGGUUCAGCUGGCAGAAUGGAAUGCCUACUUUGAGAAUGGAAGAUGCUGUCGUGGAGACUGUCGUGACCCAUACUACACGAACAACGACAUCAUUUGCACCGAUAUGCCUACCUCGUAUACCGCCGCCUGAAUCACUGGGACUUCCUUCUCACCUCCAGAAUGAACGAUACCCUUUAGCGAAUCAACCUGCGCCAGCUGAAAUGGAAUUUUUUACCCUCAAUCUUGGCGGUCGAAGAGUCAUAGUACAAGAUGAAUCUGCUGGUGCUCCAAAUCUAGAUGGUUCCCUACGAUCCUCUGGACCAGGAUGGACCAAAACCCUUCCCUCAAGUACCUACGAUUCCCCUUCAGCGAAUACCAAGACGCACGGUCAAGAAGAGAGGAUGGGUUUUUUGCAAGCUCUGAAUAGGACCAAAGGGAAAGAAGUCAGGAAACGACCUCAUAAUUUCAGUCGACCAGGUAGUAGACAAGAAGAUGGUCUGAAUAUAGACGUUAGUACACUUCCUAUAAGUGCAUCUGAGCAAGUGGCUAUUAGACAGAGGAGUCCACCUAGAAAGAAGAUUAGGGGUUUGGAAGAACUAACGAUACAUCCUCAAACUGGUAAUUCCUCUUUACUUUCACCUUUGCCGUCACCUGAACAUGAAACUGGACCUUCCACACCAGCUAGAUCAGCUUCUCCUUCGCCACCUAAUCUUGGUUCCGGAGUAGAAGUAUCAUCUCUUUUAUCCUUGCCCGCUUUAGUGUCUCAAUUCGAUUUACUCCCCGAUCGACUUCAACAACAUUUCUUGAUGCAUCUCCUUCGAAGAUCACGUAUGCCCACAAUACAAAGAGUAUCAACAUUCGCCUCUAUCGCCCUUAAAAGAGAUUUCAUCGCUUUGCUACCUCAUGAAGUGGCUGUUCAGAUUCUCCGGAAAGUCGAUAGAGCGAGUUUAGCAGUCGCUUCGAGGGUAUGUAAAACUUGGAAAAGGAUGAUAGAUACUGAAAGGGUUGUAUGGCGACAACGUCUAAUUGACGAUGAUUUCUGGUACGGACUAGGAGUAGAAGAAGCUGAAGAGAGGAAAGUCUUGGAUAGAUACGAAACUCUUGAUUGGAAAGCUGAGAGAGAAGCGGAAAUGUUUGGAUUUAGUAGAGGAAGGGAAAACACACCAAGUGAUGAUGAAAGGAUGUUUUCAGCUACGAACCCAUCGAGAACAACGUAUGAACCAGAAAGACCUACGGCACUGAAACAUGUGUACAGGAGAAGAUAUCAAAAUCAGAAAUCAUGGCUACAUACUCGCCCUGACCAUACUUCCUUCUCGGGACAUGGGACGAAUGUUGUGACCUGUUUGCAAUUCGAUGAGGAGAAGAUCAUUUCUGCUUCAGACGAUCAUUCUAUAAACAUUUACGACACUAUGGGUGGAGCAUUGAGGAAGAGACUUGACGGACAUGAAGGUGGAGUUUGGACUUUAGAAUACAAGGGCGAUACUCUGGUCAGUGGAAGUACGGACAGGACUGUAAGAAUAUGGGAUUUGGAGGACUUCACAGAAGUCCACGUGUUUCAUGGUCACACAUCCACAGUUAGGUGUUUACAGAUUGUCGAACCUGUUUGGAACGAGCAGGAGAAAGAAUGGCAACCACCUUAUCCUAUGAUCGUCACUGGCUCGAGAGACGCUACUUUACGAGUCUGGAAGUUACCUGCAAAAGGAGAUGAACCUUACAACAGAACUUCUGCAUCCGGUACAGAAGAUGAACCUGCUCCAUCCGAAGACAAUCCAUACCAUCUACACCUUCUCGCAGGUCACAGCCAAGCGGUUCGUGCGCUCGCUACACAUGGCAGGAUAUGUGUUUCCGGCUCAUACGACAUGACUGUGAGAGUAUGGGAUAUAGUUAAGGGCACUUGCAUUCAUGUCUUAACCGGUCACGAGGCAAAAGUCUACAGCAUAGUUUACGAUCAAUACCGAAAUAGAUGCGCGUCUGGAUCCAUGGACAACACUGUCAAAGUAUGGGACGUAGUGACUGGUGAUUGUUUACACACCCUCACAGGUCAUACAUCUCUGGUUGGUUUGCUAGGCAUAUCUCCGAAUUACAUGGUUUCGGCAGCGGCCGAUGCAUCCUUACGCAUCUGGGACCCCGAAACCCUUCAGUUGAGGAAUACUUUAGCCUCCCAUGGAGGAGCCAUAACUUGUUUCCAACACGACGAGACCAAAGUCGUCUCUGGAUCUGAUGGCGCUCUCAAGUUAUGGGAUAUCAGAUCCGGAACAUGUAUAAGAGAUCUGGUCGUUGGAAUCAGCUCAGUAUGGCAAGUCGCUUUCAACGGUAAUCUACUCGUUGCAGCUUCCAACAGAGGUGGACAAACUGUAUUUGACGUUUUCAAUUUCGCUCCUACAACUUAUGCCUCGCCUUUCCCGGAAGGAAUAGAUGAUGAUAAUUUGGACUUAUUGAGAACGCCAGCUUGGCUAAGAGGUAAAGAAAAGGAGAAGAAAUUGUCCAGGUACGAACAAUGGGAUGAACAUGAAGAUAUCGGAUCGCCGACGCCUUCUCAUUACAAUACGAGGUCAAACCCACAAGAUAAAUGGAAUGGACUAAGCCUGAGACAAUAUCACGGUAGUUCUCCGAACAACAAAGCUCAUGUUGGAGCAAGUAGAAGAUCAAAUAGAAUUGCCGGAAGAAAUUCCUUACCUGCAAAUUUAGAUUCUUUACCUUUAUUUUCAAAUUUCAGUGGACCUAGUUCAAGAAGACAUCCACCUGCGUUCACGAACGUUUCAUUUGGAAUUGGUUCAGGUCAGAGUCCAACUCGUCAUAUUCAUCAAGUAAGCGGAACAUCAUCAUCGAUAGGAGGACAAACUAGAGCGAGAUUGAGAAAACUCCGAUCGAACAGGGAAACUGAUUCCCCUACUCCCUCAUUUGCCAUCUCGCCUAUUGGAGGAGGAGGAGUAUCGACCGGAACGAGAAGUGGAAGCAGUAGAAUGGGUGCUCCUGCUGGAUCUAGUUUUGCUCCUAUCUUCGAUGACGAUAACCAGCCUUUCCAUGACGGGGGAGAACAUUAUGACCACGGAGAAGGAAUGACACUCGAUGAUGAUGAUGAGGAUGAUGAUGUGGAUGACGAUGAUCUCUGA
Kwoniella shivajii is the source of this 3144-nucleotide messenger RNA. RefSeq lists its product as uncharacterized. The transcript has 4 exons. Gene Ontology annotation, molecular function: protein binding. Lineage: Eukaryota; Fungi; Basidiomycota; Tremellomycetes; Tremellales; Cryptococcaceae. The record is from RefSeq and is a predicted model, not a curated record. The coding region runs from base 1 to 3144 and encodes 1047 amino acids.